AUGACUGCCCCAAGCGCCGCGUCUUCUUCUCGAGACCACUCGGUCGAAAACUGUCCUUUCUGCGGCUUUCGACCCGAGAGUGAAUAUCACCUCAGACUGCACAUGGAGGAACAGCAUCCUGAAGGUGGACCUUCGCCGUUUGUAGUGCAGGACCAAUCGAGCUCGGCUAGUCGACCCUCUUCAGAAGAUCACCUGGAAUGGGCAGCAUGUCCUAUUUGUGACGAGGUCAUUGCUUUCAUGGAGAUGGAUGAGCACGUGGAUCUCCACUCGGCAGAACAUGACGGCGAAAUGGCAACCACUUCUCACGGCAAUGAGCAAGGCAGAACUCUGCACACAACCAGGGAGUACAAGUCGCCCUAUGGAUCAAGUGAGGCCGACCAACUCGAAAUCAUCAAGCGCCAUGGACACGGCUCGGCAGAUGAGCGGCAUCAACGGCAUCGUCACCAUCAUUCGGGUACCAAGGAACAUUUCAAAAACUUUCUCAACUUGCCAGCCAUUACGAGAAAGCGCGCCUCGUCCCAGCCUCUGACUGAUGAAGCGCAUCCACAAAAGCAGCGACUUGGGAAAGCAGAACUUGGCCGGUUUGCCAACGAGGAUGCCAUGCCCGAUUGGCUGAUUACUCUACUUCGCCAAAAGGGACAAGUCAUACAGGGUGACGUGAUACCGAUUAUUGCCAGGCUUCUCAAGUCGAGUAGGGAUACACAGUAUGCCUACCUCUGCCAUCCCGCUGUUGACCACAUUUCCAAACUCAGAAAGGAAGGUGGUUUCUGUGGUUACCGGAAUAUUCAGAUGCUUGCAUCAUACGUAAUCGGUGCUCGAGCAGAAGGAGCCCAUGUCUUUGACGGGCACCUCCCCAGCAUCUUUGACAUCCAAGAAUUCAUCGAGGAAGCCUGGGAUCGUGACAUUAAUGCUGCAGGAAGGACCGAGACUGGUGGCGUGCGAGGAACACGCAAAUACAUUGGAACUCCCGAGGCGCAAGCCGUGUUUCUCAGUCUAGACAUUCCAUGCGAUGCUCAAGGUUUUAAGGAUCCGCACCCAGGCAAUGCAGAGGCUCGACUUGUUCAACAUAUCGAAAGCUAUUUUGAACAGGAAAACUAUGAUGUCUCCGACAAGGUCCGGCGCACACGGCUGCCACCAAUCUACUUUCAGCAUCGAGGGCAUUCCAUGACCAUUGUCGGGUUUGAAAAGAAGACCAAUGGCUCAAAGGAGUUGCUCGUUUUCGACCCAAUGUUCCACGACUCGGAUGCUGUCAUGAAGUUGAGAGGCAUGCAUCAUUCACGCACUUCAUCGGUUAAUGGCCUUUUGAAGCAAUACCGGCGCGGUAGCAGGUACCUCGGAAAGUAUACGGAAUUCGAGAUUCUUAAGCUGACAUCUCGACUUCCUGAUGCCCGAACCAAGGAAGAGGCUGCCAUGGGUAACUAUUCACCGUCGGGCAGACUCAAGGUCGCAUCUCAGAUGCUUCCGUAG
Messenger RNA from Pestalotiopsis fici W106-1, 1467 nucleotides. RefSeq lists its product as uncharacterized. Bases 1 to 1467 code for a protein of 488 amino acids. The transcript has 8 exons. The record is from RefSeq and is a predicted model, not a curated record. NCBI's taxonomy places the organism in Eukaryota, Fungi, Ascomycota, Sordariomycetes, Amphisphaeriales, Sporocadaceae.